Messenger RNA from Odocoileus virginianus texanus, 3192 nucleotides. The record is from RefSeq and is a predicted model, not a curated record. NCBI's taxonomy places the organism in Eukaryota, Metazoa, Chordata, Mammalia, Artiodactyla, Cervidae.
GCUCAGUGAGCCCGGCUCCCAGCAGCCGUCACGGCUGCCCCCGCUGGACUACAGUCCGGCCCGGGUCCCGCAGCUUCUCUCCCCAGGGAACGUCGUGUGGGUAAAUGCCUGAUUCCACUCUCUUGGUUCCUUUCCCCGGCUCCAGAGGCCACACACCCCAGGCGUAGAGCCCCAGCUGCAGCGUCAGUGUCGCGGCUCUCAAGCCCACUGCCGACUCUGGGGUGGCCUGGAGGUAGGUGAAGGGCAUGGUGUGAGUAGUGCUGCUCUUUUGUUCCAAGCCCGCCGGCCUCUCCCUCGAGCCCGAGGGAGCUCUCCAGAUGAUGCUGGGAGAGUGACCGGCGCCUCAAGCCUGCCUGUGCUGGAGGAGGUGCAGAGCCGGCACCGCUGCCCUGGCGGGGUAGAGGUGAAGAAGAGAAUCCCCUCCAGAUGCUGGGCGGCGCCGUCCUUUUCUCGAGUCAUAUCAGUCCUGGAGGCCGUCUCUGCUGGUGCCCUGGACGUCUUACCCUUCAUGCGGUGGCUGCAUCGUAGUCAUGGGAGCCUCAGGGCCUGAGUAGCAUGCCUCUCUGUGUUCCCGGGAGUGUUACGUGGAGGCCCGUUUGAACUCGGGCAAUUUGUCUGUAGAGCUCAUGCUCUUAAUCAGGCCGCAGUGCCCUCUCUGGAGCACAUCUUUCUCCUGAGCUCCAGUCCCAGUGAAUGACAGGACUUGGUCCUGUCCACGGAGAUGCUGACUGCUGACCAGAAGGGGACUCGGAGCCUGGAUUUCUGGGCGUGGGAAUCUGCAGAAGGCAGUGUCCGAAGCCUUCCCAGUGAUGGAGCUCACAGGCCCCACGUCUGGGAGGGGCCCUGACCCCAGACUUGGGAGGCUUUUAGGGAACCUGGAUGCACAGAGCCUGCGGAGCUGCACCUCGCAGGAAGGGGGUUUCCAGCAGGUGACAGUCACCCACUGGAAGAUCCAAACGACAGAGGCAGCACAGGCUGGGAGUAAGUCUGAGGGGAGCCCACUCCUGAGCCCAGACCUCCUCCUGCUUCAGAGAGAGUUGAUCGAGGGGGAGGCCCCCCAGCACGAGGCCUGCCGCAGCUUCCCAUUCAACCCGGGCCUGGCCAGACAUCAGGCUUCUUGUGCUGGGGAGAAAGCUCACGGGUGUGACGAGUGCGGGAAGGGCUUCAGCCAGAACUCCCACCUGGCUGAGCAUCGGCACAUUCAUGGCAGGGAGAGGCUAUACGUGUGUAACGCGUGUGGCAAGGACUUCGUUCUCUACACGGAUCUCAUGGAGCAUCAGAAAGUACACACGGGAGAAAGGCCCUUCAAGUGCGCUCAGUGUGGGAAGGCAUUCUGUCACAGCUCAGACCUGAUCCGCCACCAGCGGGUCCACACCCGCGAGAGGCCCUUUGAGUGCAAGGAGUGCGGAAAGGGUUUCAGCCAGAGCUCACUGCUCAUUCGGCACCAGAGGAUCCACACGGGGGAGCGGCCAUACGAGUGCAAUGAGUGCGGCAAGGCCUUCAUCCGGAGCUCCAGCCUCAUCCGGCACUUCCAGGUCCACACGGAGGUGAGGCAGUACGAGUGCCAGGACUGUGGCAAGGCCUUUCGCCACCGCUCAGACCUCAUCGAGCACCAGAGGAUCCACACUGGGGAGCGGCCCUUCGAGUGCAACGAGUGUGGCAAGGCCUUUAUCCGGAGCUCGAAGCUCAUCCAGCACCAGCGCAUCCACACUGGGGAGCGGCCAUACGUCUGCAACGAGUGCGGGAAGCGCUUCAGCCAGACGUCCAACUUCACGCAGCACCAGAGGAUCCACACCGGGGAGAAGCUCUAUGAGUGCAAUGAGUGUGGGAAGGCCUUCUUCCUGAGUUCCUACCUUAUUCGACACCAGAAGAUUCAUACCGGGGAGAGGGUGUACGAGUGCAAGGAGUGUGGGAAAGCCUUUCUCCAGAAAGCACACCUCACCGAGCACCAGAAGAUCCACUCUGGGGACAGGCCCUUCGAAUGCAAGGACUGUGGGAAAGCCUUUAUUCAGAGCUCCAAGCUCCUUCUGCACCAGAUUAUUCACACUGGAGAGAAACCCUACGUGUGUAGUUACUGUGGGAAAGGCUUCAUUCAGAGGUCAAACUUCCUUCAGCACCAGAAGAUCCACACUGAGGAGAAACUCUAUGAGUGUAGUCAGUAUGGGAAAGAGCUCACCCCACCCCCAGACUUUAAAAGCAGUCAGGAGGCCCCCCAGGAGGGUCUUCCCUUGAGUCAGACAGCUGUACACUUGGGGGACACGUAUGGAGGCCCGGAGGGGCACACAGACUUCUAAUUAUCCUCCGGCUCACUUAGUGAUGCUGGAAACAAGUGGCAGGGGCCCUGAUUUGUGAGGUUUUGGAGGAGUCAGCAUUUUCCAGGGUCAUGGAUGGGCGGGGCUGCCCUCUCACUUGGCUGCAGUGGGGCCUACUGUCCUCCAUUGGGAGCACAUGCUUGCAGGAGAGCCACACGAUUGGACAGCUGGCAUGGAGCUGGAUCAGUUAUGGGAGAGCUGUGGGUGUAGGAGGGAGGAGCUUGGCCUCGGAGAAAAAGAUUUUAUUCCACUGCACAGUAACAAUUCACCCUUGAGUUAAAUCCCUUUUAAAGCAGAGUUAUGUAUCUAAUUUUAUAACUUCAAAAGAGUGUUCCUCAGCCAUUUUUGAUCUGUCAGAAAGGCAAGCUGGAGAAAGAUACUUUGUUACCUAAAACCACAACUUGAUUCCCUGUGGUCCUUAGGAGAAAUUCUGAACUCCCCACCGUGCAUCCAAAGGCUUCCUGGAGCCUCAUCUGCUCCUUGUUCACUCCUGGUCACAGAGGUAGCACCAACUGCUGGAUGUGCCCCCUCAUCCAGGUACUCCUGCCUCCCAGCCGACGCUCAAGUGCCCCCUCUCAUCUGGCUGAUGACCCAUCACGAGUCAAGACCCAUCCCAAGCUUCGUGUUGGGUUCAGUCCACUACGCCUCUGCUGCUUCUGAUCCUCAGUUGCCAUUCACCUCUUGUUACUGUGCUUGCUCUGAUUGUUCUGUGUGCUCUCUCAUUGUUAAGGACCGUGAGUGUAUCUCACUGAUUUGUGUGUCCCUGGUAUCUGGAGCAGAGCAAUAAAAAGCACAGCCCAGUCUGUGUGCACUUGGCACCUCUCUUGCUUUGUCCUAUCUACACUGUUAUUUAAAACAUUAAAAAAAAAAUUUUUUUUUU